AUGCGGACCUCACGCAUCUCCCGCGAUACAGCGCGAAUCCUUGCUGCGAGCAGCACGCGGAGAGCCUUGCGUCAACCCCGAACCGCAUCGAAUGCAGCGAACCCCAGUGCCGGAGCAAGCAUGAUCAAGGCAGAAGCUGAAAAUGAUACGAUGAACGCGUCUGAUUCUGCAUUGAGUUCUGUGCCGCCGGAUCCGAGCUCGGACAAUGACACGCAACCAGCACCCAAGAAGAGGAAAAGGGGCCAAAGCAAUCCAGUUGUUAUUAAGCAUGAAGUAGAGGAAACUUCAAUCACUGCGAUCACGUCACCGAAGAAAGCUCCAAAGACGAAGAAAGCGCGCGCUGCGCCUGCGAAAAAGACCAAAACUAGUGAUGGAACAGUCAAGAUUGAACCGCCGGCGAACUGGGAGGAGAUGUAUGCCCUAACCAGGGAGAUGCGCAAUGAAAACGUUGCUCCGGUGGAUACCAUGGGAUGUGAGAGUCUGGCGGAGAGGCAGAGGACGCCGCGCGACCAACGAUUCCAGACGCUUAUAGCCUUGAUGCUCAGCAGCCAGACCAAGGAUACCGUUCUGGCACCUGUUAUGCGGAACAUGCAGGAGAAGAUGCCAGGCGGCUUCAACCUUGAAUCAGUUCUUGCACUCGAACCACCAGCGCUGAAUGCAUUCAUCAAUAAGGUGGGGUUCCACAACCUCAAGACAAAGUACAUCAAGCAGACGGCAGAGAUACUUAGAGACAAGUGGAACUCGGACAUACCCGAUAGUAUUGAAGGCCUAGUAUCACUACCGGGUGUCGGACCAAAGAUGGGAUAUCUCUGUCUGAGCGCAGCCUGGGGUCGGACCGAAGUGGUAUCGAAAAGUACAAAGGUCAAGAGAGAAGAAGCUGUAGUAAAAGUCGAAGCGCCUGGGGGUGAAGUUGCGGUGCAGGAGAAGGUAGUAGCUGCUGAGUUUGCUGAGGUCAAAGCCGAGGAUGUGGCAGGUGCAAUGCUGGAUAUCGAGGACAUUGGGAAAGUGCCCCGCAAACGAUCAACACGGAAGAAGUAG
Molecule: messenger RNA, 1038 nt
Organism: Pyrenophora tritici-repentis Pt-1C-BFP
Lineage: Eukaryota; Fungi; Ascomycota; Dothideomycetes; Pleosporales; Pleosporaceae
Source: RefSeq, a predicted model, not a curated record